Aedes aegypti (yellow fever mosquito) is the source of this 6067-nucleotide messenger RNA. RefSeq names its product serine/arginine repetitive matrix protein 5 (gene Srrm234). The coding region runs from base 564 to 5474 and encodes 1636 amino acids. Gene Ontology annotation, molecular function: mRNA binding. The record is from RefSeq and is a predicted model, not a curated record. NCBI's taxonomy places the organism in Eukaryota, Metazoa, Arthropoda, Insecta, Diptera, Culicidae. The transcript is spliced from 8 exons.
AGUUCGCCUCGUUUCCAGUUUCAAAUCAGUUCAAACAUGUCUUCACACUGGUUCCCUUCUCGAAUGGGAGCUCGAAAAAAGUUCAUUUUAAUUCGUUAGAUUAGGAUUUAAUUAAAUUCAAUCAUGUGAGAAUAGUACAGUGCUUGAAAAUGACUCUCAAUUCCGGUUUAAGUUUUUCAAACCAGAAGAAGCCUACAUUCAGGCGAUCGAUAACCAUUGUUUUGACGUUCGUCGCAGCAUCCUCGACCGUACGGAUGAGAUGCAGAAAUGAAGUGAAGUUCUUUAAUUAAAAAUCAAUCUCGAAUAGCAUGCUGAGUAACCCCCUGGAGCGCAAAUGGGGUGCACAGGAGAUAAAUUAGCAAAAAUGUGAACAGUUCAGUCCAAAGUGGACAUAAUCUAAUGUCUUCCAGCCGCUUUCGGGCGAGCAGCCACUUAGUGUAAUGAAGUUAAUCUAUAGUGAAAUGUAGUUUCAAAAGUGAUGCUUGGAGAAUCCAACGUCUUCCCCCUAGUGUUAAGGAAAAGCAGUCUUCCAUAUUGCCUAGAUUUAGAAUUAAGGAUUUAGAAUGAAAAAGCUUAAACCGGCGGAUAAAUUCCGGCGCAGAUUGGCGGCCAUGAAGAAGGCCUCCAACAAAAGCAAAAAGGACAUCAAGUUCUUUGAGCACGAUGUUCGCCUCAAGGAGGGUGAAACGGGUGAUGAACCAUCGGAGAUGGAUGUUGUAAACCCUGAAGAGCUUCCCGGUGCGAUUCCGGAUUCGUCAACAAAUCCGGAAGAGUUUCAGAAGCCGUCUACGGUGGAACAAGUCGCUAGUCCAUCAUCUUCUGAAUCUUCCUCGGAACGGAAGAUGAAAUCUACGGUGCACAUCAACCCCAGGCAUCCCCGUAAUACCAGUUUCAAGAAACGCAAGGCCUUGAUGAACAGCAAUAGAAAAAAGUUCCUGAAAAAGCUACGCCAAUUGCAGCACCUGCAGGCGCAACAUCCUGCUCUGUAUCUACCCCCGUCAUCGCAACCGGGUUCUGGUGGUGGUCGAUUCCGACAUUUGUCGGCAGCGCUUCAUCAUGGUCCAACCGGGAAGCAGUGUUGCUGUCAGUGCGCAUGCUCGGCAAACAUCAAUUUCCAACACCACCUUCAACGGCAGCAGCAAAGUCUUCCGCAGCAACAACAGUACCAGCCGUCGGACAGGAGAGAACCCUAUUCGGAAUCGUCUUCGGAUGCGACUCCCCCCGGUUUGACACUACCGAUACCGAUAGCACAAAGUGAUUCCGCGGCUCCGAAGGAGUUUAUUGGAUACAAACAGUAUCAUCAUCAGCACCACCACCACCGACCCCAUCACAAUCAAUACUUCCACCAUCGUCCUCGUCUGCUGCCACCACAACAGCAAUAUCAUCAACAUUCGUCUCAAGGGCAUCAACAUCAGCAAUAUCCCCAUCAAAGACGGCCUCCAUUUCCGACACCUGAACAAGUGGAUGCGGCUCCUGCUGCUGUGGCGAGCACGCUGCCUUACUGCACGAAAGAGAUGCACAGCGUCGUGAGCGUCCGUGAGACCCACCACAUCGCCCAGGCCCAGCAGGAGAAGAACGCCAAACUGCGCGAGGCGUUCGGCAUCUCGGAGUACUUCGUCGAGGGCACCAGCUUCGAUCAGGACCGCAAGGCCAAGGAGGACCUGGCCAAGUCGGAGGCCGCCCAGAAGGACCUGGCCGAGAGGGAGCGGGCCCGGGAGGCGGACAAGGCCAACCGGAAGCGCUACGCCCUGGUGAGAACGCCUUCGCCGGAGAAGCAACAGGCGGAACAGUCCAAUGGCAAAGGGGGCCGCAAGCAUCAUCACCGGAACGGUGACGACGAUGACGAUGAUGACGAUGACGGUGGGCGCAGCAAGGAUGACAAGAAGAAACGCAAGAAGAAGAACCGUGACGCGUCCUCCAGUCCCGAGCGCAAGAAGGACAAGAAGAAGAAGUCCAAGAAAAACAAGAAAGACAGAUCGUCGAAGAAGAAACACUCGAAGCGGUCCCAUCACCAUCGGGAUGACAGCGCUUCCGAUUCGGACUCGGACGACUCGGCCGAUACCAACAGUUCCGAUUCGGCCCUUUCGGACCACGAGGGAGGCGGAAAGUCCCGGCGCCACAAGCGGGAAUCCCGCAAAGAUAAGAAAAAGAAAAGCUCCAAGAAAAAGCGAGCCAAGUCACGUUCCCACUCCCGUGACAGCUCUUCGUCCAAGCGUCCGGAGCGCAACCAUCAUCAAUCCCACGAGGAAAAGCGUAACAGCAAGAAGGAUAAGGACAAGGACAAGAAUCGCUACGAGGACUCCAGCGUGAGCCGUGAUCGGUACGAUCGUAGAGGAGACGAUCGCUACGGGUAUCAUCAGCAGCAGCACCAGCGAGACCGUGACGAACGCGGCGCCAAUCGAGUUGAUCGCUAUGGCAAAGGCGAAGAGCGAGAGCGUAGAAGUCGAUCGCGGAAUCGUCGCCGAAACAGAUCAGAGGAACGGGACAAGUCCAGAUCAAAGUCUAGAUCCGAGUCUAGGGGCAGACACAGAUCUAGGUCAGCUUCAAACGAUCAUGGAAAACGUAAUAAGGGUUAUGACAAGCGCGACAGAAGCGUUGAGAAAGUGAAGGAGAAAAAGAGAGACAAAUCUCCCAAGAAGGGAGACGGGGAAAAGAGAUCGCAGAAGGACAGAUCUCGUUCGAGAUCAGAUAGCAGGAAGAGAGAGCACCUAAAGUCGAAAGAUAAGCGACGUGAUCGAAGUCGAUCCAACAGCCCGAAGAAAUCGGAACUUAAAACCAAGGAGAAGCGUCGAGAUCGCUCUAGGUCUUUCAGCAAGAAACGAGAUGAAUCAAGAACAAAGGAGAAACGUCGGGAUAGAUCCAGAUCUGUCAGCAAAUCGAAGCAGUCUACUAAAGACAAACGUCGAGAAAAGUCAAAGGACCGCAAGGAGCGCAAGAAAUCAGAGACUCCAGAACGAAGAAGACGCGACCGAAGCGAUAGCCCAAGAAGGAAGCCAAGUAAAUCACCAGUAAAGUCGAAGAAACGUCACGAGUCUCCAGUAUCCAAGAGUUUUCGACAGAAGUCACGAUCGCCAUCGCCAAAACGUGACCGUAGAGAUCAAUCGUCUCCAGUUGCGAAGACUUCCCGCAAGAAGUCUCGAUCGCCAUCGCCAAAACGUGACCGAAGAGAUCAAUCAUCUCCUGUUGUGAAGAUUUCCCGCAAAAAAUCUCGAUCACCGUCGCCGAAACGCGACCGAAGAGAUCAACCGUCUCCAGUUGCGAAGACUUCUCGCAAGAAGUCUCGAUCACCGUCGCCGAAACGUGAUCGAAGAGAUGACCGUGAUCGUGCAUCUCCAGUUGCAAAGUUGUCGCGUAAAAAGUCACGAUCGCCACCACCAAAACGAGACAAGCGGGAGAGCUCCAAAUCACCUGUCGUUAGCAAGAAGCAACGUUCAAGAUCACCCAUUAGUUCACGCAAGGAACGUUCGCCUGUGGAUAACCGUAGGAAUAGGUCUAACUCUCCAACAGAGAAACGCAAGAAACGAUCACCUUCCCCGGUGAGACCGAGCAGAAAAGAGCGCUCGAGGACUCCCGUGAAACUCCAUCGUGCUCGAUCUCCGUCGCCUGAUCAAAUGAAUAAACCUUCGACCAGUUCUUCGUUCAAUAAUCGGAGGGAGCGAUCAAAAUCUCCUUCCGAUAGACGCAAGAAACGAUCGGCAUCUCAAGAAAAAGUGUAUAAAGAGCGAUCGAGAUCGCCUGUCGCCAUGCAGAAAUCAGUGGAGGGUAAGACCCGUCGUUCAAAGUCACCUGAAACCAAGAAAUCUUCGAGAAAACCUAGCCCAGAUAAGCCAUCUCGUAAUGCUAAAUCUCCAAAACGAGAUUCUAACACUCCAGUCGAGCAACGAAAAGAUGAUCGCAGCCGCUCCGAUUCCGCUUCCGAUGACUCUUCGGAUUCUUCUGAUCUGAGCUACUCGCCCGCACAACGUGACCCCGAGCGAUAUCGCGACAUUCUAGAAGGAAAACCCGUUGAAAUAAAGCCGAGAUCACCGUCCAAGGAACGCCGGCAAUCAACUUCAUCGUCGUCCGAAGGAGGAUCUUCUCCCAAAACUGCGAAGGAUUUCCUGAAGAAAACCUCCAGAUUCCGCCGCGAUCGAAGUCCAGCUGCACCUCCUCCAGCUCCAGAGCCGGUGGCCAAAUCGCGUUCGAAGUCACCACCAAAGAAACGUCGAUUCGAGACGCCACCUCCGCUGGAGAAACCAGAGGCACGAUCCCCGACUGGCAAGAAACGUAAGGAACGUUCCCCUUCGCCCGAGACUUCCAAGAAGUCUGAGCCAGCAACAAACGAUCGCGAUCGUACGCGUUCUCCGGAUGCUCCCCCGAAACGAUCUCCACCCGCAGUUGCCGAAAAGGUCAAACAACCCAAGAAACCCAAAAAGAAACAAAAUCCUCCCGUUCAACAGCCGGUUGUUAAACUUCAAUCGCCGGCUUCUUCAUCUACCGCAUCCGACAGUGAAUCGGAAGAUCCUCAGAGAAAAUCCAAGCAAAAAGAUCAAUCCGAUCACUUGGAUGCUUUCCUUCCGACCUUCGGUGAUAAUCGCGAAGAUAAGGAUCUAUCGUUGCUGAAAGCUUUGAAGAAUGACCUUGCGGCUAAGGCCAAGCAGUGUUUGGAAAAGAAGAAGUCUGUUUCGGAACAGCAGGGUGAUACUGCUGAAGUUGGUCCUCCACGAGUUGGUGAAAGCCGUGAGCGCAACAUCCAGAUUCAGCAGGCCAAAAUGGCAUCCCUGGCCGCUGCUAGUACUGCGGCUCUCGGUACCGGAAAAGGCAUUGAAUUCACUACGGAGACAACGGUACCCGAGGAACCUAUAAGGAAGAAAGAAGUGAAUGUAGCAUCAACCAGCGGAAUCAAUACCAAUCAGAUCAAGAAGGAUAUCCAUGAAAUUCUGACGACGGUUGGAGCGUGCCGCAUGGAUGACAGUAAGGGAUCCGGAGGAAGUUCCACCGUGGUUAGCUUGGCCAAGAGCACAAUCCUCAGCGCGGUGGACAACAUUUUGAAGGAGAAGAUCUCCGGAGCGGUUGAGUCGGCAGCGAACUCACGCAAAUCUCGCAGCACGUCCAGAUCACGGUCCAGGUCCAGGUCGCGAUCGCAUAGAUCGCGUAGCUACAGCAGUUCCAGCUCCAGCUCUCGCAGCUCCCGUUCCCGUAGCCAUUCGUCGCGUUCGCGAUCGCGCUCCAGCCGGGGCAGCAGCCGAUCGCGAUCGCACAGCAGUACUUCCCGCUCUCGAUCCCGAACGCCACCGCCGCGUCGUUCCAAGUCACGGUCGCCAUCAAUACCGCGCCGUGCCGGGUCGCCAAGUUUCCUCGAUCGACGCCGGAUCACCAGUGCACGGAAGCGUCCCAUUCCAUACCGUCGUCCAACUCCAUCGUCGAUGUCCAGCGGAAGCAGCUACAACAGCCGUAGUCGCUCCCGGUCCAGAAGUCGCAGCAAAAGCAUGUAAAUCUAACUAAACCAAAAAGAACAACUAACCGGUGUUUUGAAGCUAAUACUUAAAUAUAGAAACCAUCAUCUAGUCUAUAACUGCAUAUAUCCCAACCAGUAAGGGCAGAAACUAAAACGGAAAUCAAAAACAAUCAAAUGAAAGCAAGAAAUAACUCGUCAGCCCCCUUGACAAAUGAUGAUAUUCUAUCAGAUAUUAUGAACUAACAAACUAUCAUAGAUUUCAUCUCAAAAUCAGAGAUCUUAAACCGUGUGAUUCUUUGUUGAAGAAAUGCUAAUUCUAAUUCUAUCUUUGAUUUGAUAAUACUCACCUAAACAAUUGUAACCAAUCUAGUCAUUCAACUAUUAGUUUAUUCUAGGAGUUUUCUUUCACUUGAAAUGGUGCAAUUUCGAUCGAGCUAAGUCAGAACGUUUUGCUUCUUAAUUAUAAAAUGCUUAGAACAAAAUAUUUAUUCCAAUUGGUUUGAUAAUUUAUUUAACUUAAUUUAUGAGAACCUAAGUUUGAUUGCGUCAAAUUGAAAACGUUCUUCUAAACCAUUUUAUCAAUGAAACAAGUAUUCCAUGGUCAAUACAAUGUGAUUAUCAAAGUACUAA